AUGAUCGGAAUCAAACUAGAAGAUCAUCUGGCCAUCCCGGCAGUGGUACCCUGGACGUACGCCAUUGCAUUGAUCCCAUUGCUUGUCUAUUUGGUCUACAAACACACAUUGGCGACUGAUAUACCUCAUAUCAAAGGCCUACCGGAGAUACCUGGCGCAGUUCCUGUCUUCGGUCAUCUCCUCAGACUUGGAGAUGACCAUGCAAGUGUUUGCGAGAGCUGGUGGCGAAAAUACGGUCACUCUGUCUUCCAAAUUAGACUAGGCAACACCAGAGCGGUAGUGGUCAAUUCUUUCGAAGACUGCCGCAAGAUGCUUCUAGGCCAUCAGAAUGCCAUCAUCGAUCGCCCAAAGCUAUACACCUUUCACGGGGUAGUAAGCAGCACUCAAGGAUUCACCAUCGGCUCAUCUCCCUGGGAUGAAUCGUGCAAGAAGAAGCGCAAAGCAGCGGGAACCGCCUUGGGAAGACCAGCCCUACGCAAUUACCACCCCAUGUUUGACUUGGAAAGCUACUGCAUUAUCCGUGAUCUCCACUUGGAUAGCUCAAAUGGUGCCAUUGAGCUCAGUGUCCGACCGUACAUCCAGCGAUACGCUCUCAACACAACUCUGACCUUGUGCUAUGGCAUCCGGAUGGACGCAGUUUAUGACGACCUUUUACGCGAAAUUCUUCACGUCGGCUCGGCUAUCUCCCUCCUCCGCAGCGCUUCGGAGAAUCUUCAAGAUUACAUCCCUAUCCUGCGUUAUAUGCCGAACAAUGAGAAAACCGCCCGAUCUAAAGAGCUGCGCGACCGUCGUGAUGCCUACCUGAAUCUCCUGCUUGACAAAGUGCGCGAGAUGAUUAAGAAGGGCACCGAUAAGCCUUGCAUUUCAGCUGCUAUUCUCAAAGAUGAAGAAACAAAGCUCACUGGAGUGGAAGUCUCUUCUAUCUGUCUUUCAUUGGUUUCUGGUGGCUUUGAGACUAUCCCUGGUACUCUGACUUCCGCCAUCGGCUCGUUGUCCACCCCCGAGGGACAGAUCUGGCAAGAUCGCGCUUAUGAGGAUAUCAAGCGAUAUUAUCCUGACAUUCGAGAGGCGUGGACAAGUUGCAUUUCCGAGGAAAAGGUUCCUUAUGUAAACGCUAUCAUCAAAGAGGCCGGUCGCUACUACACUGUCAGCUCGAUGAGUCUUCCCCGAAAGACAGUGACCGAGGUCAACUGGAACGGUGCGAUUAUUCCACCCAAAACCAUGAUUUUGAUUAAUGCCCAGGCUGGAAACCACGAUGUGGAUCACUAUGGGCCUGAUGGAGGCAAAUUUGAUCCUGAAAGAUGGCUCAAGUCUUUGACUCCACCCGAGGAGAAAGAAACCACCGGCUUGCCUCAUUUGAGCUUUGGCUCUGGGUCCCGCGCUUGCUCUGGUCAAUUUAUUGCAUCUAGGUUACUCUAUUGUGCUCUUAUCCGUCUCCUUGCCUCAUACAAGAUUGUGGCAAGCGAAGAUAGUCCGCCAAAUACGGAUUAUGUGGAGUAUAAUCAGUUCAAGACGGCUUUGGUUGCUAUUCCCAAGGAUUUCAAGGUUCGUUUGAUUCCAAGGGAUGAUGCAGUUACCUCGGAGUGUUUGAAUCUGGCCGAACAGAGAACCAAAGAGCAUUACAAAGAGUAA
Molecule: messenger RNA, 1632 nt
Organism: Penicillium odoratum
Lineage: Eukaryota; Fungi; Ascomycota; Eurotiomycetes; Eurotiales; Aspergillaceae
Product: cytochrome P450
Exons: 3
Coding region: 1-1632 (543 amino acids)
Molecular function (GO): oxidoreductase activity, acting on paired donors, with incorporation or reduction of molecular oxygen; heme binding; iron ion binding
Source: RefSeq, a predicted model, not a curated record